AUGAGAAACGCUUGGGCAAGGCGCUCGAAGGGUGCUCCGUGCUGUGGUGUACAUAUUGGAUCCGCUUCGAGCGCAACGGGGAUACCUUCGCAGCUGCUGCAGAUAGAUGUGCUCGGCUUUUCGAGAGCCUUGGCUAAGGUUAGAAUGAACUCGUUGUUAGAAGUAGCGUUUUACGACGGUUCCAUAGGGUUUAGGGUUUCAUCCGGUUUCGAUAGGAUUGAAAUGGGGAUAUGGCCAAUCCAUAAUGGAGAAUCAAAUUGA
Molecule: messenger RNA, 261 nt
Organism: Symbiodinium pilosum
Lineage: Eukaryota; Dinophyceae; Suessiales; Symbiodiniaceae
Source: the annotation of a GenBank genome assembly